Messenger RNA from Thlaspi arvense, 1164 nucleotides. The record is from the annotation of a GenBank genome assembly. NCBI's taxonomy places the organism in Eukaryota, Viridiplantae, Streptophyta, Magnoliopsida, Brassicales, Brassicaceae.
AUGGGGAAAGAUUUCAAGAGUUUGGUUAGAUGCAUCUACGUUGGAAAGAUUAACGAUAGUGCGAAGAAGCUGAAAAUCGCAACCGAAGAACUCAAAGAGCUCGGGAACAACGUGGUGAAGAGGGUCAAGAUUUGCGAAGAGCAGCAACAGAUGAAGCGGCUAGACAAAGUCCAAGCAUGGCUAAGACAAGCCGACACUGUCAUCAAAGAAGCAGAAGAGUAUUUCUUGAUGUCUUCAUCGUCUUCUUCUUCGAGCCAAGGUUUGAUAUCUUCGAGCCACAAGAUGGAAAAGAAGAUUUGCAAGAAGCUGAAAGAGGUUCAAGAGAUUAAGAGCAGAGGAAUGUUUGAGGUUGUUGCUGAAACCGUCGGAGGCAUUGGAGGAGGAGGAGGAGGAGGAGGAGGAGGAGGAGGAAGCGGAGUCGCGGUUAAAGUUAAUGAUGAGGAGACGAUAGGGUUAGAGGCGGUUUCGGGUUUGGUUUGGAGGUGUUUGACGAUGGAGAACACUGGGGUUAUUGGAUUGUACGGCGUGGAAGGUGUUGGGAAGACGACGGUUUUGACUCAGGUUAACAACAGGUUGCUUCAACAGAAAGCGAACGGGUUUGAUUUUGUUUUGUGGGUGUUUGUGUCCAAGAACCUGAAUCUUGAGAAGAUUCAAGACACGAUCAGGGAGAAGAUUGGGUUUUUGGAUAGGACGUGGACGAGUAAGACCGAGGAAGAAAAAGCUGCGAAGAUCUUUGAGAUCUUAAGUAAGAGACGUUUCGCAUUGUUUCUUGAUGAUGUUUGGGAGAAGGUUGAUCUAGUGAAAGCUGGAGUUCCGCCGCCAGAUGCGCAGAACCGGUCGAAGGUUGUGUUCACGACAUGUAGCGAAGACGUUUGUAAGGAGAUGAGUGCACAGACGAAGAUCAAAGUGGAGAAGUUGGCGUGGGAGAGAGCUUGGGAAUUGUUCAAGAAGAAUGUUGGAGAAGAUACAGUGAAGAGCCACCCGGACAUAGCCAAGGUUGCUCAGGAGGUUGCAGCCAAGUGCGACGGUCUUCCUCUGGCCCUGGUCACCAUUGGCCGAGCCAUGGCCUCCAAGAAAACGCCACAGGAGUGGCGUGACGCUUUAUACAUCUUGAGUAACUCUCCUCCGAAUUUCUCAGUUCUCAAGCUACUCGACAGGAACUAG